Molecule: messenger RNA, 1922 nt
Organism: Centropristis striata (black sea bass)
Lineage: Eukaryota; Metazoa; Chordata; Actinopteri; Perciformes; Serranidae
Product: interferon-induced protein 44-like
Exons: 8
Coding region: 64-951 (295 amino acids)
Source: RefSeq, a predicted model, not a curated record
UGUGUUGCAGCGAGGAGACAUAAACUCCUCCAGCGUGUCUCUGAGUCCGCAGCAGCAGCAGCCAUGGGAAUUUUCAGUUCUAAAACCCCUCCACCCCCUCCACCCUCUCCACUCCUCAGUGCUCCGUGGAGGACAGUCAACUGGAGAGACAAACAUAAUGACCUGCAGUAUGUGAAGGACUAUAAACCUCACGUUGAAGGCCAUCAGCUCAGGAUUCUCCUGUAUGGACUGGGGGGAGCUGGAAAGUCCAGUUUCAUCAACUCUGUGGACAGUGUCUUACAAGGCAGAAUCUGCACCCAGGCCGCAGUGGAUACCAUCGGUCAUGACAGCUUCACCAAACAGUACAAAACCUACAAUUUCAAAAAAGGAAACCCAGACACCUUUUCUUCUUUUGUCAUCAACGACAUCAUGGGCCUGAAAAGUGGCAGCAACAGAAACAGAAAAGUCCACGUGAAAGAUGUCAAACGGGCGAUGAAGGGAAAUAUGAGAGACACUUACACGUUCAAUCCUGAAAGUAAGUUAUCCAAGGAGGAUCCAUACUACAACGAUUCCCCGACUACAAACGACAAGGUGCACAUUCUGGUUUGUGUCGUUGAUGCCAACACAUUCUCUCAGAUGACUGAAAAAGUUGUGGAGACAAUAAUGGACAUCAGAGAUGAGGCCGCUGAUCUGGGAAUUCCUCAAGUGGCCAUUCUUACCAAAAUUGAUGAGGCCUGUCCUGAAAUUAAAGGAGACAUAAAGAAUGUGUACAAGAGCAAAGAACUGAAGAAGAAGAUGGAGAUGUUCAGCAAAACAGUGGGUAUUCCAAUGAACUGCAUCUUCCCUGUGAAGAACUACAGUUCAGAACUCGAAGUCGACGAUGAAACUGAUUAUCUGAUCCUGAACGCGAUGAGACGCAUGAUUGACUCCGGAAAUGACUUCCUCAACAAAAUUCCUCGUCAACUUAACUAAAUCAGUCUCAUAAAAUGUAUUAACUGUCAAUCUGGAACUCUUACUAAUAAUUAACUUCAUAAGCAUAACAAAUAACCAUAUCAGUAUUUAGUAACCGUUGGAGUUCUUUUCAUAGAAGAGGUUGGCAUUGUUCAUUUAUGUACAACAUUAAAGUGACAGCAUGAGUAUUCCAAAAAGCAUGUAUACAUAAAUAAAGUCAAAUAAAACACACAAUAUCUAAUCUAAACAGACUACUGUGUUGGAAAGCAGACAUAUGCCUUAUAUUGUGUUUGGUCUACUGGGAUUAGGAUCCUUUGAUGAAGAAAAGUAGGGAAAGUGGGUUCCUGCUUGGGUCCAGCUGCAGAUACUGUUGUAGUCAAGGGUAGUAGUGAAGACUCACUCUGAUUCUGGGUUUGGCUCCUGUUGCUUCCAAAGAUAUUCAGCUGCCACUUAAUGAAUCAGAAAAUUAGAAAAUAUGAUGCAUUUUCCAUUCGUAUCAGUCCAGUAUUCACAAAUGAGCGAAAUCCAUCUGUGGCGCCAACAAAACUAUAUUUUAUAACAAAUAUACUAUGUUUCUAACACAUUAUUCACCUGGUAAUAACAAUAGAAUUCAUGAUGCUUUGGAUAAAAUGUUUUAAAUGUUUUUAUUCAGUGAAAUUAUCAUAUACAGUAACACACAUAGGCUAUAAUAGGCUAUUGUGCCGGUUAUAGCCCAUGUGUGCCUCUGUGCCACUGUUAAAGCAAUGCCUUUCAAACUGUUUUGUGUUUUAUUAGUCAUUAUCUCUGCCUAAUAUCUGGUUGUGACUGAUAAAGCUGUGUGGAGUUUAGGAGAAAAUAUGAAAUCAAGCUGAACUGCACGUUUUAUCACCAGAAUGUCGUAUAGAAUGUGAUGUUAAAAAUAAAGCCAGGACCUUCACUGUGGUUGACAGACCUUUCAUUUGACUGGACUGAGCUGUGGUCCUUCAGAAUAAAAGCAGCUUGUAUCAGAGAGC